Molecule: messenger RNA, 1911 nt
Organism: Serinus canaria (Common canary)
Lineage: Eukaryota; Metazoa; Chordata; Aves; Passeriformes; Fringillidae
Gene: SMARCA4
Product: SWI/SNF related, matrix associated, actin dependent regulator of chromatin, subfamily a, member 4
Exons: 11
Coding region: 121-1911 (596 amino acids)
Biological process (GO): regulation of DNA-templated transcription
Cellular component (GO): nucleus
Molecular function (GO): ATP binding
Source: RefSeq, a predicted model, not a curated record
UCGGGAUCGGGUCGGGAUGAACCUCGGGAAGGGCUCCGUGAAGGGCUCCGGCUCCGCCUGGCGUUAGGAGCUCGAGGACUGCCAUGCCCUUAGGUGCCCAUUGCCAGCCCCUGCUGUGAGAUGGCCACUCCAGAGCCCCCCCUGGGUGGGACCCCCCGGCCUGGCCCCUCCCCCGGGCCUGGCCCCUCCCCCAGCUCCAUGCUGGGCCCCUCCCCCGGCCCCUCCCCUGGCUCCGCCCACUCCGGGCACUCGGGGCACGCGCUGCCGGCCCCGGGCUACGCCCCGGACAGCAUGCACCCCCUGCACAAGCCCCUGGAGGCGAUGCACGAGAAGGGAAUGGCCGAGGAUCCGCGCUACGGGCAGAUGAAGGGAAUGGGAAUGCGCCCGGGGGGACACGCGGGAAUGGGGCCACCCCCCAGCCCCAUGGAUCAGCAUUCCCAAGGUUAUCCCUCCCCUCUGGGUGGCUCCGAGCACGCCUCCAGCCCGGUACCAUCCAACGGCCCCUCCGGCACCUCCGGUUCCGGCUCCGGCGCCGCCCUGGACGGUUCCGGUUCCGACUCUCCCGCUUUGGGUCGGGGUCCGUCUCCCUUCAACGCCGCCCAACUGCACCAACUCCGUGCCCAAAUCAUGGCCUACAAGCUGCUGGCACGAGGGCAACCCCUUCCAGAGCAUCUCCAGGUGGCCGUGCAGGGCAAACGGCCCCUGCCGGGGAUGCAGCCGCAGAUUCCAGCUCUACCUCCGCCCGCCGGAGCCACCCAGGGACCGGGGCAAGCGCCCGGAGCGGGGCCGGCACCGCCCGGGUACUCCAGACCUCACGGCCUGGCAGGGCCACCCAUGCCCCCUCCAGGACCCUCAGGAGUUCCCCCAGGAAUGCCAGGCCAACCCCCAGGGGGUCCCCCCAAACCUUGGCCCGAAGGUCCUCUGUCGGCGGCGGCUCCGGGCGGUGCCCCCCAGAAGCUGCUGCCCCCUCCCCCGGCCGGCCGCCCGUCCCCGGUGCCCCCGGCCGUGCCCCCGGCGUCUCCCGGGCCUCCCCCGCCCUCUCCGGGCCAGCCGGCGCCGCCGGCGCUGCCGGUGCACCCCAAGCAGAACCGGAUCACGCCGGUGCAGAAACCGCGCGGGCUCGACCCCGUGGAGAUCCUGCAGGAGCGCGAGUACAGGCUCCAAGCCCGCAUCGCCCACCGCAUCCAAGAGCUGGAGAACCUCCCCGGUUCCUUGGCCGGAGACCUGAGGACCAAAGCAACCAUCGAGCUCAAGGCUCUGAGGCUGCUCAACUUCCAGCGCCAGCUGCGGCAGGAGGUGGUGGUGUGCAUGCGGCGCGACACGGCGCUGGAGACGGCGCUCAACGCCAAGGCCUACAAGCGCAGCAAGCGGCAGUCGCUGCGCGAGGCCAGGAUCACCGAGAAGCUGGAGAAGCAGCAGAAGAUCGAGCAGGAGAGGAAGCGCCGGCAGAAGCACCAGGAAUACCUCAACAGCAUCCUGCAGCACGCCAAGGACUUCAAGGAGUACCACCGGAGCGUCAGCGGAAAGAUCCAGAAGCUGACCAAGGCCGUGGCCACCUACCACGCCAACACCGAGCGCGAGCAGAAGAAGGAGAACGAGCGCAUCGAGAAGGAGCGGAUGCGGCGGCUGAUGGUGGGACAGCGGGACAGACGGACAGGAUUGGGGUGGAUGGGUGGACAGUGUCCGAUGCCCGGUGCCCCAUUGCCACCCGGAGACGGAGCCAGCUGCCCCCGGUGCCCCCCGGUGCCGGAGCCGGUUCUCCGCGGAGCCCCCCGGUGCCGCUGCCCGCUCUCCCCCGGUUCCCCCGGUGUUCUCCCGGUGUUCCCCCGGUUCACCGCGCAGCCCGCGCUCUCCGGGGCGGGGUUUGGGUCACGUUCGUGCCCCGGAGGUCGGAUUUUGGGGAGGCCGUGA